Penicillium robsamsonii is the source of this 2067-nucleotide messenger RNA. Its product is annotated as sodium:solute symporter family protein. NCBI's taxonomy places the organism in Eukaryota, Fungi, Ascomycota, Eurotiomycetes, Eurotiales, Aspergillaceae. Gene Ontology annotation, molecular function: urea transmembrane transporter activity. Gene Ontology annotation, biological process: urea transmembrane transport. The transcript has 12 exons. Bases 1 to 2067 code for a protein of 688 amino acids. The record is from RefSeq and is a predicted model, not a curated record. Gene Ontology annotation, cellular component: plasma membrane.
AUGACGAGCUUGUAUGCCCGCGAUGGCAUUUCGACUGUCCAGCCACCUCUAUCACAGGCGGUCGGCUAUAUCGUCGUCGUUGUCAUCGGUGUGAUUAUUGCUCUGGUGAUGAUGCUUAUCACAAAAGUCUUGAAGAAAACCACCGGAGAGGACAACGAAAAGACUGAAAUGUUCAUGACAGCAAACCGUACUGUCCGCACAGGUCUAACCGCAUCAGCCGUGAUAUCAUCUUGGCUUUGGUCAACCGCUUUACUCGGCUCAUCCUUUGUCGGCUAUGACUAUGGCAUAGCCGGUCCGUUCUGGUUUGCAGCUGGCUGCAGUCCGAUGAUUGUGUUCUUUGCGCUGUUGGGAAUAUCCUGCAAGCGAAAGAUCCCUGAAGCGCAUACUUCGCUGGAGGUUGUUCGGAUUCGAUACGGACAUGUGGCACAUGUUGUGUUUAUGAUUCUCUGUCUGGUGAACAAUAUCUUCGCGUGCGCUAAUAUGCUUCUUGGUGCCGCUGCUGUGAUCACUGCUGUUACUGGAAUGCAUAUUAUUGCUGCAACAUUCUUGUUGCCGGUUGGAGUGACUCUUUACACAUUUGUCGGUGGCAUCAAAGCAACAUUCCUCACCGAUUAUUUCCACACGGCUAUAAUCAUGAUCAUUGCAUGCUAUUUCUCUGUCAAAGCCUUCUCAACUGACCAGGUUGGUUCCGUGGGUGAUCUUUUCGAGCUUGUCCAAGCAGCGGCGCAACGACACCCGGUCUCUGGCAACCAAGACGGGACAUAUCUGACAAUGACAUCGAAGAGCGCAAUCCUUUUUGGAAUUCUUCACACACUUGGAAACUUCGGCUUGGUCAUUAUGGACACAAGCUACUUUAUCAAAGCUUUCUCUGCCUCCCCAGCCGCAGUAGUACCCGGAUACACAAUCGGAGGCAUCGCCUACUUCGCCAUCCCAUGGGGCCUAGGAACAGUAAUGAGCUCCGUUGCCCUAGGACUCGAGAACCAUUCAACCUUCCCCACAUUCCCAAGGAGAAUGACAACUAUGGAAGUCGGCAAUGGCCUAGUCCUCCCAUACGCAGCAAUAACCAUCGCCGGUAAAGGGGGCGCAGCAGCAGUCCUGCUUAUAACCUUCAUGGCGUGCACAUCAACCCUUUCAGCGCAGGUUAUUGCCGUCAGUUCUAUUCUCAGUUUCGAUGUGUACCGCGAGUAUUUCAAGAAGAAAGCCACAGACCGGGAUCUGAUCCGCGCGAGCCACUUUGGUGUGAUUUUCUUCGCUGUUUUCUCCGCUGCUUUCAGUACCAUGCUUCACUACGUGGGUAUCAAUUUAGGUUGGACACUUUAUAUGCUGGGUGUGGUUACAUGUCCCGGAAUCUUCCCAAUGAUCUUCACAAUCCUCUGGCGACGCCAAAGUAAAGCCGCCGCAAUACUCUCUCCGGUACUUGGUCUUGCGACAGGUCUGGCUGUCUGGCUCGGGACAGCAUCGCAUUUCAGCGGUGAAGUUUCCGUCGCGUCGACGGGACAAGUCCUCCCCUGUUUAUAUGGAACAGUCGCUUCCUGCUUGUCGCCCAUCGUAUACUCCAUUUUGAUUACGCUUGUCCGGCCGCAGAAUUAUGACUGGGAUGACUUCAAGAAGGUCAAGCUGUCUCUCGAGAAGUCGGAUGGUGAUUUGACGACUGCGCAUCAUGAUGGUAGUGGUGAGGAUGGAGGGAGGGGUGCCCAUGACCAAAAAGAGCUGAAACGGUGGGGCCGUAUUGCGGCUUUCUGGGCUGUGGCGACCUUUUUGGGUCAUUGGGUUAUUUGGCCGUUGCCUAUGUAUGGAUCUGGUUAUGUCUUUGGGAAGAAGUUUUAUAUUGCCUGGGUCGUCGUCGCUAUUAUCUGGCUCUGGCUCAGUAUGCUGGUUGCUAUCUUUUAUCCGAUCUUCGAUGGUGGUUUAGAGCAGAUUCGUGAUGUUUAUCAAGGGCUGAGAGAUCGUAAGAUUGUCACCGAGGGCGCUCGGAGUAAUGAUGGCAAAGGAGAAAGUGCCUCUCCGUCUGUCGGGUCUAUCAGCGAUGGUAUUCACAUCGGAGAUUCGCAAGGAAACAAGACUUGA